AUGUACGCCAAAGGUAAAGGAGCUGUCGUCCCUUCCGAUAGCCAAGCGAGAGAAAAGUUAGCUUUAUACGUGUAUGAGUAUUUGCUGCAUGUCGGCGCACAGAAAUCAGCACAGACCUUCCUGUCAGAGAUCCGAUGGGAGAAGAACAUCACACUCGGAGAACCGCCAGGAUUUCUACACUCAUGGUGGUGUGUAUUCUGGGAUCUGUACUGUGCAGCCCCGGACCGGAGGGAGACAUGUGAACAUUCCAGCGAGGCCAAGGCUUUCCAUGACUAUAGUGCGGCCGCUGCUCCCAGUCCAGUGAUGGGCAACAUGCCACCCAACGAUGGCAUGCCAGGAGGACCCAUGCCCCCAGGCUUCUUUCAAGGUCCUCCAGGAUCUCAGCCUUCCCCUCACACGCAGCCUCCCCCACACAACCCCAACAACCCCAUGAUGGGGCCCCACGGACAGCCAUUCAUGUCUCCUCGGUACCCGGGUGGCCCCAGGCCUGCCCUCCGUAUGCCAAAUCAGCCUCCCGGGAGCAUCCCCGGGUCACAGCCUCUCCUGCCAAACAGCUUGGACCCCACCAGACCUCAAGGACAUCCAAACAUGGGAGGUCCAAUGAGAAUGAAUCCCCCUCGAGGAAUGGGAGGCAUGGGCCCACAGAACUACGGUGGAGGGAUGAGGCCUCCUCCAAACUCCAUGGGUCCAGGGAUGCCUGGCAUGAACAUGGGUCCUGGUGGAAGAGGUCCAUGGCCGAACCCCAACACCAACUCAAUAGCUUAUUCAUCUUCAUCUCCAGGCAACUAUGUGGGCCCUCCAGGGGGAGGCGGCCCACCAGGAACUCCCAUCAUGCCAAGCCCUGGAGAUUCAACAAACUCAAGUGAAAACAUCUACACAAUGAUGAACCCAAUUGGUCCUGGUGGAAAUAGACCUAACUUCCCAAUGGGACCAGGUCCUGAUGGGCCCAUGGGUGGCAUGGGUGCUAUGGAACAGCAUCAUAUGAAUGGAUCACUAGGUUCUGGUGACAUGGAUGGGUUGCCAAAGAAUUCUCCCAACAACAUGGCGGGCAUGAACAAUCCUCCCGGCACUCCACGGGACGACGGCGAGAUGGCAGGCAACUUUUUAAACCCAUUCCAAAGUGAAAGUUAUUCACCCAACAUGACGAUGAGUGUGUGAUUUUUUUUAUCUUUUAUUUUAUUUUAUUUCUUUUUCAUCUCCCUUAUCCCCUUCUCCCAUCCACCCCUGGUGCGUCUUGCAUUACCCUCCUCCCCCACUUCCUCUCCCUUCUCGUGGACGGUGUGCUGUGCCACCCAGCCCCUGGGGAUGGCCCUGGAAAGCAGGAAUCCUCUCAAGGCCCCCCAUCCCAAUGCCUGUAAAAUGGGUGUGAGAACAUGAAAAGGCCUCCAAGCAACAGGAAGGGUCUUUUCUUCUUCACUUCUCCUCCCCUACUGGGUCUCGACUCGGGUCCUAGGAAAGAAAGAGUCUGAAACUGUUCCAAAACCUGCCCCGUGGGUGGCAUUUAAACCCAGUCAAGAUGCCCCACUGCAUCUACCACCACACCUUUGUAUCAUGCUGGUUAUAACUUAUGAGGGCAUGCAGUUGUUGACUGACAGAGGCUGAAAACUCUCAUUCAUAAACUCUGCUCCUUUGAUGGAAACAAUUUACAAAAAAAAAAAAAAAAAAAGGAUGAACUGAUAAAGUUAUUUUAGGACAAGAAUGGUUUUCGGUAAAUAUUUGUAUUUUUUUGUUUCAUUAUGGUAAUAUUAUUGUUAUAAUUUUCAUAAUUGAAUUAUUCUACUAAUGUAGUUAUGAUUUCCUGUAAAGGGCACAUUUUAUCUCAGCAGCAGCAUCAACAAUGACAAAAUAAGCACACACUCAAAAAAUGCACAAUCAUUUUCUGUUUACAUGAUUUUAGGCCGUUUGGUGUGUUUUGUUUUUGUUUCACUUCACGUACCUCUUCUUUCAACCUCCUCUGUCCUUGUAGCUGGAGUCUCCGUCAUCUAAAUGUUUAUAGAGCCAUUUGCUACAUUUUUCACCUUGAACUAACCCUAAAAUUCAAACCGGCUUUCUGGAAGGGUAACUGUUCUCUGGUACAAAGAGUCUGCUGAUGCACCUGAACGGUCUUGCUAUCUUGUCUUAAUAAGCCCCAUUUUCAGAGUUUUCUAUGUUUUUACAGUGGCUCAGAUGGAAACCUGUUAUGAUUGUGAGACAGGUGCCAGUCCUCGUUCAGUCAUACACACAGAGCGAGAGAGCAUCUCCUCUGUAGAUUGGGUCUUGUCUGUAUAUACGACUUGUUAAGCUUGUAUUGUGGUUGUUUUUAUUAUUUGUUAUUUACAAGUUUUCUGUGAAUCCUGAAAGUGGUUCCUUACCUUUCAUCAUCUUGUUAUAUUUCAACCUCACUGUGGACUUUCCCUCCCAGGAUUCAUUCUGGUCUAUCUCUGAUGUCUCAUUUUUGGACUCAGGAGAUAUUGUGGGAACUCAAAUACACUCAUGGAGCCUGUUUUCUUGCUUUGAGUUGGGGUCCUCUAAGAUACCCAGACAAGGUGGACUGAAUAACUGCAUCCUUGGAACUCACAUCGACCAGCUAGUGGAUCCUGGUUAUUGCGAGGUUGCAAUGGCGCUGAUGAUCGAGCACAGUGAUGCACCUCAGGGUGAACUGACUCUGUAGCAUCGUCUGUCUAAAGAAAAGGAACAAUAAUGGGAUACUUUUUGUAAUGGAUAUAUGUCAAUUUUUUGUGGAUUACUUUCAGCAGAUUGUUUUUAUUUUAAAUAUAUUCUAAUGAAUAAAGAAAGCCCAUAGAAUCUGCACACAAAGACAAACAUAGUUACAUAUCACGCUAUUUAAUUUGUCUCUCUCUGUAUGCUAUGUACUCGGUCACUGUUUCUUAUGGAUAAAUCAUUUCUCCUGGUAUCACACUGCAGCACUUCUGUCAUUGCUCAAACCAACAAUAACUUUACAACCAUUGUAGCCUCUAUGGGUGAUGGUGAUGUAUUUAUCAAUUUUCUGAUAUCAAUGUGAACAGAUUGUACCGAACAGGGACAUCUCCAGGAUUUGGCUAUGGGUGGCUUGUGGGAAACACACUCUCUCUCCAGUGCUCCUUUAAUGUAGUGACACACACCUCCCUCCUCUUUCCAUUCCCCAAAAACUUCUCCCCCUCUUCUCUUUAAUUUCCUUUAUUUUUUUUGUAAAUACUGUAAAAUGCAUUUUGAUAUCAUUGACAUGUUUUGAUAUGUCAGUCACUACCAAUGAAUACAGCUGAAAGUAAAUUAUAAAUAAAUCUGUCCAUGUUUUUCAUAGAGAACGGAUGCGCUGUGGCUAAAUUUCCAUUCAAAUGUAUAGAAUACAGUUACACAAUAAAUGCAGACUGUUUGCUAGAGACUUGUAUGGUGGGGAGGAUAGGACAGAGAGAGGACAGGACAGAGAGAAGCAAGCUAACUGUGGCGUCCUCACUCUGCUCUUUUCUCCUUAUGUGUCAGUUAAAUGUUACUAUUGGCUUUGAAUAAUCAUUUGACUGAUUUUUUCCAAAGGGCAUCUUCUCACAAAAAACAUGUGACCUCUUAUUGCAGUUUUUAAUAUGAAGGAUUUUUAUCAAUUUAAGACAAAACUUUUAAAAAGGUAAAAAUACUUAUGAGAACCUCAUUUUAAAUUAAGAAUAGAUCAAAAAGUAACUGUGUCCUUUGCUAUUCGCUCCUGUUAUUGUAUAGAUUGAAGCUCUCUCACUGAUCCUCUCUCAGUCCUCUGUGUAUAUCGAUCGUUGGCCAUCUCUGUACUUCUAUUGUGAUGUAUAAUACUGUACCAUUAGAAAGAUUUGCUGGUCGGGCGGGGUGAUUAUGUCGGGGAGGGGUGAGGGAUUCAGGGGAACGGGAAAUGAAUGAUUCUCCUGUACCGUUCAUGGUCCUUUCUGAUGACACGGCAGUAUUCAAUAUGAAGCAGUCUGUCUCUUGGGUUUGCUUUGUAUUUACAUGGUAGGAUAGUUCAGAAUCUUGUCUUAGGGACUUAGGUGUCUUGUGUAGGUAAUAAAGAUGUUCUUUGUAUGUUUCUUUAUAUUGUAAAGUUUCUUUAGACUGAAAGAAAAACAGAUAAUUUGCUUAUCAAAAAAGAAACAAUGCAUCAAUAAUAAAUGUCAUUUGAUUUUU
Messenger RNA from Notolabrus celidotus (New Zealand spotty), 4119 nucleotides. RefSeq names its product single stranded DNA binding protein 4 (gene ssbp4). The coding region runs from base 1 to 1158 and encodes 385 amino acids. The transcript has 17 exons. The record is from RefSeq and is a predicted model, not a curated record. Gene Ontology annotation, biological process: positive regulation of transcription by RNA polymerase II. NCBI's taxonomy places the organism in Eukaryota, Metazoa, Chordata, Actinopteri, Labriformes, Labridae. Gene Ontology annotation, cellular component: nucleus. Gene Ontology annotation, molecular function: protein binding; single-stranded DNA binding.